AUGUCUAUCGACGUCUCGAACAUUAAACGCCAUGAAUCAUUCUACGCUGCUGGUGGCGACGUCGUUCUUUUAGCGUCUAAAUCGAAAGACAAUGACUCCGUCAACUCAGGCUACGUCGCCUUCCGACUAGACACGUCAACCCUCUCUCUAUGGUCUAUGCCCUUUUCGGAAAUGAUACGGUCAACUAUCCAGUCCACCAAUUCAGAUGAAAAAUACGAUGGUGCUGCCGCUAUCUUCAUGCCCGACUCUGCCUCGGAUGUCGAGAGCCUAUUGAAUGCGUUGCUUCACGGAUUUGAGCUUCCCGUCAAGCUUGGUGCAGAGGCGCUGGACACCAUUGGACCUGUACUCUCAAUGGCGACGAAGUACAAGUUCGAGCGACUUCGUGCGCAUAUUGUGCAGCUCCUUGAAUGUGAUUGGCCAACGACUACCGCUGCGUGGUUGAAGCUCGAUGCCCCCAUUAGCGAAAAACACGCCGAAUUUGAAGAACCGCAGAAGCCCCGUUGGACACCCCGCCGCCGGCUUCCCGAGCCACCUACGCCGAAAGCCCCACCGGCGACGUGGGCAGACUUCGCUGCGCCAUCCGCGCCGACAUUCAUACGGUUUGCUCGCGACCACAGCGUUCCCUCGAUCCUCCCCGCCGCUUUCUACAGUCUUUAUUGUCAAGAACGACCGUAUCGGGAAGAACAUGUAAAAUUUUACCUCAAAAUUUAUCGCAAAAUGGCUGCUCGCAAAACAGGGUCCUGUAGACCUUCCAGUCCUCCGAUCGAUCACAGCAAGUCCUAUUGGAAACGCACAUGGGAUCCUUCCAAAGUCCAAUCUAGGUGGCCAUCAUUGACGGCAGAAGACGUAGAGGUUUUCGAGAAUAUGGCCCAUAUCAUCGACGACUGGAACAGGCGCAUGCUCAAGCGGCACUGUAAGGAGUGUAAGGAGGAGAUGAAAGCUAGUGGGAAGCGGGCGAAGAUUGUUCGUCUUCCGAAGAUAUUCGAGAUGAGAGCGCACGAAAUCGAGGUGGAUCCGCUCAAGUGUCUACGCAAAUUUGGAGACGAGUUGUGGUCGUAUUCUUAUCUGGACGGAUAUUAUCGGCCUUGCAAAGCGUGCGAGAGUAUACUUCAUACGGCAAAAGAAGCGGCCAUCCAGGACCUUUGGGAUUCGUUCAGAGCACUAUUUGGACUUUCUUCGCUCCGUAUGCCGUCUGAACUCCCUCAGAAUGAAGAUCCUGAAGACACUGAGUACGAAACCGACGACGCCUUAAAUGCCGAUGCCAAUAAACUCUCGGACGACGAUUGAUAUUCUGCCGAAACGAGGACUCCACGUUUGCCCGUUGCUUACUGGUGGCGAUAUUAUUUAGUAAGUAGAAGCUAGCCUGAGUCUGAGUUCUUUGGACAAUGAUUUGACGCGAUUUUGUCUUCUUAUACCUUCCCAUAUCUUAUUAUUGACUAUAUCGACUGCGUUUUCAGUGUCAGU
Stereum hirsutum FP-91666 SS1 is the source of this 1464-nucleotide messenger RNA. RefSeq lists its product as uncharacterized. The record is from RefSeq and is a predicted model, not a curated record. The transcript is spliced from 3 exons. Lineage: Eukaryota; Fungi; Basidiomycota; Agaricomycetes; Russulales; Stereaceae. Bases 1 to 1287 code for a protein of 428 amino acids.